Saprolegnia parasitica CBS 223.65 is the source of this 1525-nucleotide messenger RNA. RefSeq lists its product as hypothetical. Gene Ontology annotation, biological process: peptidyl-lysine monomethylation. Gene Ontology annotation, molecular function: protein-lysine N-methyltransferase activity. The record is from RefSeq and is a predicted model, not a curated record. The transcript has 6 exons. NCBI's taxonomy places the organism in Eukaryota, Oomycota, Saprolegniomycetes, Saprolegniales, Saprolegniaceae. The coding region runs from base 6 to 1496 and encodes 496 amino acids.
UUGAAAUGGAAUCGCCCACGAAGCGGGUGCGGACGUCGCUGACGCUGGCGGAUGCGGCUGACGUGGCAUCGCCGCCCGAAAGCAAGACGACGCUGAGCCUCGCGCCGCCACUAGACACAGCGGCGGCCAUCGACGAUGCCGACUUCGACGACAGUGAUACGUGGGACGUCCCGACGCGGCUCUGCAACUGGCUGGCUGCCAAUGGCGCGGACCUCGAGAAGCUGCGCAUUGAGACGUAUGCACCAGAGGUGCGCGGUGUGCACGCCAAGCGUCCGUUCUCGGCCGGCGACCGCGUCAUGCUCAUUCCUCUCAAGUGCCUCAUCACGGUCGAGAUGGGCAAAGCGACCGACAUCGGGCUCAAGAUCCAGCACCUCGAGUUUGGCGCGCCCAAGCACAUCUUCUUGAUGAUGUACCUCUUAACAGACAUGGAGCUUGGGAACGACUCGUUCUUUAAGCCGUACUACGACUCGCUGCCGCCAACGCUGCACAAUCUGCCCGUCUUUUGGACCGACGACGAGCUGCGCUGGCUGCAAGGGUCACACAUCGUGCACCAGAUCCGUGAGCGCAAGGCCACAAUCGCACGUGACUACGAGGCCAUUUGCGCCGUGGACCCGACCUUUCGCCGCUUCUCUCUCGAGCGCUUCAUGUGGGCACGCAUGAUCGUGUGCAGCCGCAACUUUGGCAUUAGCAUCCACGGCUUCAAAACCGCAGCGCUCGUACCGUACGCCGACAUGCUCAACCACUACCGGCCCCGCGAAACGAGCUGGACCUUUGACGACGAUGCCAACGGGUUUACGAUCACGGCCCUGCAUGGCAUUGCCGCUGGCAACCAAGUCUACGACUCGUACGGCAAAAAGUGCAACCACCGGUUCCUUCUCAACUAUGGGUUCGCCGUGCCCGACAACACGGAAGAGGACGGUCGCAAUCCCAACGAGGUGCUCUUCCCGCUACAGCUCUUCGAGAACGAGCCUUCGUCGCUCUUUGGCAAGAAGCAACGAUACCUCCACGACAGCGGUGUCUACUCGAUGGACACGCGCUUCAGCACGUACCACGGCGACGCCAACACGCGCGAAGGACUGAGUUUUCUGCGACUCAUUGUCGCGACCGAGUUGGAAUUCGACGCGUUCUCGGUGCAGACGCCGGCGCACGCGAUCCCGCCGAUUUCGCUUGAGAACGAGGUUCGCGUGCUCAAGCACAUUGCGGCCCUCGCCACUGUUCAGCUGUUCCAAUAUGCCACGACGCUCGAACAGGAUAUGGUUGCCGUCGCGCAAUGCCCCGUCUUCUCCAACCGAGCGCAGGCGCUGCAUUUCAUCAUGGGCGAGAAGCGCGUGUGUUUGUACUACCAAAGCAUGGCCUACGACGUCGCGCCGCUCUGGACGCAGCCGCACAACGUCAUCCGAGCGCGCGUCGCCGCCGAGUUCGAGCCCGAGGACGACCCCAGAAGCCGAUACGUCGACGACGUCACGGCGUUUCUGCUCGGCGAUUCAUUCGAGUAGCAAUGUUGUUUCAACUUGAAUAGGGAAUG